Gavia stellata (red-throated loon) is the source of this 1815-nucleotide messenger RNA. It is a transcript of the gene GPRIN2, whose product is annotated as G protein regulated inducer of neurite outgrowth 2. The transcript has a single exon. Gene Ontology annotation, cellular component: plasma membrane. Gene Ontology annotation, biological process: neuron projection development. NCBI's taxonomy places the organism in Eukaryota, Metazoa, Chordata, Aves, Gaviiformes, Gaviidae. Bases 7 to 1815 code for a protein of 602 amino acids. The record is from RefSeq and is a predicted model, not a curated record.
UUUGCCAUGUCAGCUGACAGCUACCAGCUCCACACUCAUUCCUACCAGGACACACUAAGUUCUGCUUGUCAUGGUCUCUUGAAUGUCAACAGUCACCCCCUGCCAAAGAGCUCCUCGAGUCUAGCCUGUACUGGGCAAUCAACUUUAGAGGAAAGGCAAAGCAACAAACAGGAGCUGAAGAAAAGCCACAGUAGCACCAUCUGCCAUACCCUGGGAAACGAGAGUGGUGCCAGGAGUGCGCCAAGUCCUGGAUUGUCCUCCUCACAGCCUGGGAUGGUGGGACUUGGAUCAGUGGUCCAAACCCUAAGCAAUCAGUCAGCUGAUGGCAAUUCACAGAGCGGAACUAAGACUACAAACCAUUUUCUUAUUGCUGAACAGUCCCCAGCAUCCUGGGAAGUGGGGGACACUAAGAUGUGUGUAAAGAGCAGCACUGUUGAGAAUGUUUCUUCAGCCUGCAUUGUACACCAGCAAAGCCUGUGUGAAACGGAAGAACCAGGAACUGCCUUUCAGAGAAGCCACUCAGACCUAACUUGCAGCUGCAAACAGCAGACUUACGUCACUCGCAUAGAAACCAGUGCUACUCACUCCAGCCUAAGCUCUUCUAGCUGCAGGCUUGGUCCACCAGUGGCUAGGAUGUCUUUCCAAACACAGAGAUAUGGAUCAGAAACAAAUGAAAAUCCAUGUCACUAUCAAAACCUUGUGACUAAUCUUCCAGUUCUACCUAGAGACCAAAAAGUACCCCCAAAUAGCUUUGACAGCGGUGGUAUUCCAUGUAAUACUACUGUUUACACAGAUCCUGGAACAUUUCACACUGCUGUUCUAGGACCCCACAUACCUGGAAAUGGUUUCUCAAACAGGACAAUGUUCAGUCAAGCCACUGGGAUUAUUCAUGGUGGUCUGACUUACAGUAAUACUCCAAAUGCUGCAUACUCACCUGUGGUGAUGACAGUUCAUAACAAUUCUGCAGGACCCUGUAAUAUAAGGCAGGACCCUUGUAUGAAAGUAGAUGCCACCAUCCCUGCCUAUUGCCAUUCUUUGCCCAUACCAUCUAUACAACUUGUUCCACGGUUGGUAUGCUCAGUUAGCGAGUCAGGAAAAGAGCAGGCAGCACCUAGCUAUUUUCAUUCCUUUUCUACUUCAGACAUUCUGACGUAUCCUAAGCUGGUGUCUUCAGUAAGUGAAUCAGGCCUGGAUGCCAAGAAAGUCCUGAAGUGCUGUAGCAUUCCUGCAGAACAACUGCAACAUGCUCAAUACUCUGCUCAGCAGGAGAGAGCUCCACCAGAAACAAAGGCUGCCUGUGUUGCCUUCAGUAGCCAGCAAGGUGCAGACACGGUAAUAAUGACAACUAAGGAUAUGUGGACUAUGACCUCUAUGAAUGAUUUAACCGCAGGACUGAAACCAGCUCUUGAGCGUAGAGAUGCCGAGGUACAAACUCUUCCAACCAUGGAAUGCAAAUCUGUGGCAACGAGCCCAGCGGCUGCAGCAGAAGGCCAUUCGCAUGUGUUCCCAGAGGUGAACCUGGAGCAAGACUUGGAGGCCCCCAAAUCUCCAGUACGUGAAGUGAGAUGGGAUGAUGAAGGAAUGACAUGGGAAGUGUAUGGGGCAUCUGUGGAUCCAGAAGUCCUUGGGUUAGCCAUUCAAAAACAUCUCGAGAUUCAAAUAGAACAAUUCCAGACAGAGCCUGCUGAGCUGGCUGGGAAAAGUAAUGAGGAGCCAUCUUCUGAUAAAAUGGGGAAAAAAAGGCCAUUCAGAACGAUGAUGCAUUCCCUGAGAUACCCAAGCUGUUGUGCUCGUUCCAGUACUGCAGUGGAGUGA